UUGACGACCCUUUGACAAGAAACCUGUCCAACACACUCCGUGUCAGUUCGAGGCCCAGAGCAUCCCAGGAAGGGCUGCGCAUGGCCAUGUUGCGUCGUCGCGUUGCAUUGCUGGCCCUGGCAUUCAACGCAUCGCAGGCAGCCGAGAUGCACGUCACGGCAGAUGGCCGCGCCACGCAUGCAACGCAUGCAAAGGAGUCAGUCCAGACACCCUAUGGUAGCAGCUUUGGCAACCUGGGUGGCAUGGGUGGCAUGGGCGGCAUGGGUGGGGGCUAUGGCUUUGGUGGCGGCGGCAUGGGCUCGGGUGGCCCUGCGCCAGUGAGCAGCUAUCCAUCAGCCCCGGCGUCUCCUUAUGGGGCAGCAAGCUAUGGCCAGGGCAGCUAUGGACAGGGCUCCAUGGCUCCGGUGCGGGCAUCGCCAGGGGCUCCAGCAGCCCCAGGCUUGCACACGGCAUAUGCUCCCACAGAGACAGAAUUACACAUGCCGUUGAAUGCCAAUGUGGAGUUGGAAUCUGACGAUGGCAUCUUUUUCAGCUCCAAGCCACAGUCUCGCCCUGAGAACUACGACUAUGAUGACAACACCGUCCUGGGAACGGCCAAUUACAUCUACAAGGGCAGCGCCAGAAGAACUGGAGGUUGCCUGAUGAACCUGGCGCUCCUCAUGUGGCUGGCGCUCCUUUAGCGGUAGUUCCAGUCGACCAAGGAACCGCAACCUUUGUGCUUUCCACAGCCGGACCAGCGCAGCCGAGAAAAAUCCAUG
This is a messenger RNA of Cladocopium goreaui, 758 nucleotides long. NCBI's taxonomy places the organism in Eukaryota, Dinophyceae, Suessiales, Symbiodiniaceae. The record is from the annotation of a GenBank genome assembly.